UAAAAAAACGAGAAAAACCGCUGCUGGGUAGCGAGGGGGGUGCGGAAAUUCGAUUUUAUAUCAAAUUAAAAAGAAACCAGAGGGCAAACGAACACUCUCGCGCCGUUCGGAGCGCGUUCACCUCUUCAAUCGCAAUCGCCAAGACGCGGCGAGGAGAAUGAGUUCCGUAGCGAAGACCGAGGCCGGUUGAGGCCUAGGCACGGCGCGGAGCCUGAACCGCCGCCCGGAGACUGGGCUACAUCGCGGCGGGAGAGCAGGCGAAGUCGAUGGCCGUGAGUGACCGCGCCAUGAAGCGCUCUCCGUCCUCCACCUCCACCUCGUCGUCGUCGUCCUCGUCCCAGAAGACGGCCUCGGAGCCCACGCCCUCCACCUCCAAUGCAGCGGCGCCGGGGGCAGCCCCGGGGGCAGCGGCGAGGGCAGCGGCGGUGGCGGCGGCGGCGGGAGGGAAGUCGUCGCGACAUCGCCUGGGGAAGUCCAAGCUCGCUGUGCCAGCAGCCGAGUCUCACCCCGAGCACAGGUCCGUGUCACUGGGCCGAAUCUACCGCGCCCCCUUCGUCGCCGCGGCGCCCGACGGCGCCGACGCCGGCGGCCACCGCCACCGCCGCCUCCUGCCGCCGGGCCCCGGACCGCUGGACGCGAGGGGCCGCCCCCUCGUCCGGCGGCGCACGGCCGGCGCGGGGGAGGGGGCGGCCGCCGUGGCCUCGGGCGGCCCGGUGAGGGCGGUGAAACCGUACGGGGCGGCGGCGACGGCGGCGGCGAUGCCGAUGGCCGGCGAGGAAGAGGAGGUGGGAAGGGGAGAGAGGAGAGGAAAGUUGAGGGCGUCGACGGCGAUGGGAGAUGAGAAACGGCGCGGCGGUGGCGGCGGCGGCAGUUUUGGUUGCGCCGUCAGUGGCGCCGUCGGUGGUGCUGGGACCUCUCGGACGGCGUCGGUGCCGCGGGGACACGAGCGCUUGGCGGCGGCUGCGGCAGCAACGACGGUGACGCUCAUCACGGCACUAGGAGUAGGCGUCACGCCGGCUGGCCCGGUGGUGAGCGUCGGUGGCGCGUCCCUCGCCUCUCCAGAGACGGACGGUGACUCCUCCUCCUCGUCGUCGUCGUCGUCUUCCAUCUCCUCCGACGAUUCCCCGACCCGCCCCGGCUGCACCAACAGCGUCGCCGCCAGCGCGGCUCACGGCAGAGCGAGAGCCAGGAGGAGGAGGAGGAAACGGGUGGAGUGCGCGGAAUCUGACGAGGUGGGCAAGGGCGUGGGGAGGCUGUCGCUCUCUCUGCUGCAGCAGCAGCAGCAGCGCAAGAAGCAGCAGCAGCAGCAGCAGGAGGAGGAGGAGGAGAAGCGGCAGCAGCAGCAGGAGAAGCAGCAGAAGCAGGAGCAGCAGCAGAGGAAGAAAAGGCAGCAGAUGGAGGAGAAGAAGCAGGAGUUGAUCCAGCAGAAGCAGCAGCUUGAGCAGCAGCAACUGAAGCAGAAGCAGCAGAAGCAGCUGAAGCAGCAGCAGCAGCAGAAGCAGCUGAAGCAGCAGCAGCAGCAGAAGCAGCACAGACUGAGCCCGAACGGUUUCUGUGGCGAGGAAAUUGACGAGGAGGAGGAGGAUGUUGACGAUGACGAGAGUGAAGACGGUGGCGGUGGUGGCGGUGGUGGCGGUGGUGGCGGUGGUGGCGGUGGUGGCGGUGGUGGCGGUGGUGGCGGUGGUGGCGGUGGUGGCGGUGGUGGCGGUCGGCAGGUGCAGUUCUCAGCCAAAUCUGGACUCACCGGCCUGGAGAACCUGGGGAAUACGUGCUUUGUGAACUCCAUCGUGCAGUGCUUGAGCCACACGCGUGCGCUGCGUGACUACUGCGUGCGCGGGGACUACGAGCCGGAGACAAACCCGCACAGCCCCACCAAGGGAGCCCUCGCUCACGCGUUCGCGCUGCUCCUGCGUGAGCUGUGGAGCGGGGGGAGCGUCGCUCGUCCCUCAUCACUCCUCACCCAGGUGCAGAGGCACGCUCCGCGGUUCGGGGGCGGGAGUCAGCACGACGCUCAGGAGUUCCUGCUGUUCCUGCUGGACGGACUGCACCACGACGUGAACCGCUCCUCACCACGCGCUCACCCGCUCAUCCACGACCUCGACCACCUGAGUGACAAGGAGAAGUCGAUGAAGCAGUGGAAGAGUUACCUGGAGAGGGACAACAGCAAGAUCGUGGAUCUGUUUGUGGGGCAGCUGAAGAGCACGCUGACGUGCCUGCACUGCUGCCUCCACUCCACCACGUUGAUGAUGUUGGCGAUGUUGGUGAUGAUGUUAAUGAUGUUGAUGAUGUUGGUGAUGUUGGUGAUGAUGUUGACGAUGAUGUUGACGAUGUUUAUGAUGUUGACGAUGAUUACGGUGACGAUGAUGUUGGUGAUGAUGUUGACGAUGAUGUUGAUGUUGGUGAUGACGUUGUUGAUGUUGGGGACAGAUCUGUUUGUGGGGCAGCUGAAGAGCACGCUGACGUGCCUGCACUGCGGCCUCCACUCCACCACUUUCGACGCGUUCUGGUCACUGCCACUCCCCGUCGCUAAACGCCCGCUGAGCGACCCGUCCCUACAGGAGUGCGUGCGCCUCUUUGCCACGGAGGAGACUCUGGACGGAGACGAGCGGCCGCACUGCCCCCGCUGCCGGCGCAAGCGGCGCAGCGGCAAGCGCCUCUCCCUCCAGCGGCUGCCCCGCCUCCUCGUCCUCUUCCUCAAGCGCUUCUCCGAGCCGGCGCCCCACCACCCCCCGCCCCCCUCCUCCUCCUCCCACCUCCUCCCGACGGCGCCGCAGCCGGCGCCGCCGCGUGUGCGCUGUACGACCUGUACGCUGUGA
Lethenteron reissneri (Far Eastern brook lamprey) is the source of this 2816-nucleotide messenger RNA. Its product is annotated as AF4/FMR2 family member lilli-like. Gene Ontology annotation, molecular function: cysteine-type deubiquitinase activity. The record is from RefSeq and is a predicted model, not a curated record. Gene Ontology annotation, biological process: protein deubiquitination. Lineage: Eukaryota; Metazoa; Chordata; Hyperoartia; Petromyzontiformes; Petromyzontidae.